GUGCCUGGCACCUGUGCGGCGGGCGGGGCGCGCUGGCCGCCGCUCGGGCCCGGCGCUGCGGGAGCGGCGGAGGCGCAACAGGUCCGCGGAGCCGAGCGCAGCCCGGCCGUGCCCAUGGCCGGCCGCGGGCCCGAGCAGGGCUACAUCCGCACCGUGCUGGGCCAGCAGAUCCUGGGCGAGCUGGACAGCUCCAGCCUGGCGCUGCCCUCCGAGGACCGGCUGAAGCUGUCGGGAGAUCGCGCCGGGGAGGAGAAGGCGCUGCGGAUCCACCGGCAGGUCCAGCAGACGCUGGCCAGGAAGAGCCGGGGCUCGCUGUACAAUGGCAGCCUGCACCGUGCAUCCAGUGUACCAGAGCGUGUCUAUAACAUGGGGAUCACUGAGAAUGAUUUUGCACCAAGGUCUCCCUACAGUUUCUCAUAUUACCAGGCAAACCAGGUUGCCUCCCCAUCCUCUUACACCAAUGGCUGGGGGACAAGGAUUGCUUACAGGACGAUGGAAGAGAGGGCUCAGAGGCAGCCUCUGAAGAGACUGGAGGUUUCUCCCCAGCGAAAUCCAGAAAGGCUGGCGUACGUGCCCAACGAUUUUCACUACGACGGAGGGAUUUCAGCUGGGUUCUCCGUGAGGCACGGAGAUGGCCUGAGAUCCAGCGGGACUGUGCCGCCGAGAUACGCUCGCUCCGAGAUCGUCGGGUACACCCUGCGCGACUCCGUGCACAGGGGACGCUCCUUCAAGAGGCAGUCGCACACGGGGGCUGCCAGCGAUGCUCUCCUUGACGGUGCCUACCCCAGCCCCGCUGUCCCUCUGUACCACCAGCCUGGCAACAGCCGCAGCAUGAGCAACCUUCUGGAGAAGGAAAACUACCUGGCCUCGGAGAGCGCCAUGGGACAAGUGAGGUCCCCGACCGCGUCCCGCUUGUCUCAGAACAGGCAGUCUGUGAGGUCCAGCUUCUACCAAACCGCCUUCAGAAACACCCAGAGCAGGAGGGAGGCGUCCCAGCCAGCUUCCAUAGCCAGUGUCACUGCAGAAACGGAUGGGAAGAGGAUGCCAGUGACAGCUGCUGUGGCUGCAGCUGGGAGAAAUGGUUUCCUGCAGAGCGAGCAAGCGACCCUCAAUGGAUCUCAGCUGGGGAGCCCAGAAGUGGAGAUGACCCUGGAGCGUGCAGUGAACAUUCUGAAGAGUGAAAACACACAGUCCACCCCCAGGAUCCUUGCUGCAGUGACUUUCAUACAGCAUGAGUGCUUCCAAAAAGCAGAUGCCAGGAGAAAAGUUUUCUCACUUGGUGGUAUCCCCAGACUUCUACAGCUGCUUGAGGUUCAGAAUGAGGACAUUCAGCGGGCAGCGUGUGGUGCUCUGAGAAACUUGGUGUUUGAGGACAAUGACAACAAACUGGAAGUGUCAGAGCAGAAAGGGAUCCCACUCCUGCUCCGCCUGCUCCGCCACUCCAGGGACAUAGAGACUAAGAAGCAAAUCACAGGUUUGCUGUGGAAUCUGUCCUCCAACGACCAGCUGAAGCACCUCUUGGUUAGAGAAGCCCUGCAGACACUGACCCAAGCUGUCCUCAUCCCCUACUCAGGUUGGCCAGACAGAGAUUACCCAAAAUCAAGUGUUCUACCCGACCCUGAUAUCUUCUACAAUGCCACAGGAUGCCUGAGAAACAUGAGCUCUGCUGGCCCAGAAGGAAGGAAGAAGAUGAGAGAAUGUGAGGGCUUGAUUGAUUCUCUUGUGUAUUAUAUCCAAGGAGCUAUUGCAGACCAUGAACCCAAUGACAAGGCCACAGAGAACUGUGUGUGCAUUCUUCACAAUCUUUCCUACCAGCUAGAGAUAGAGCUCCCUGAGAGCUAUGCCCAGAGUAUAUACGUACAAAGAAGAAAUAUUUCUAACAAUGACAAAACACCAGGCUGUUUUGGAACACGGAGCAGAAAAGUAAAAGAGAAGCAGCAGGACACCCCGCUUCCUGAGGAAAAGAGCAAUCCCAAAGGUGUUGAAUCGCUCUGGCAUUCUACACUGAUUAGGAUAUACCUCUCCUUAAUAGCAAAGAGUACCAGAAACUACACCCAGGAAGCAUCCCUGGGAGCUCUCCAGAACCUCACAGCUGGCACCGGACCAAUGCCAUUCGCAGUGGCCCGGGCUGUCGUUCAGAAGGCAAACGGGCUCCCGAGCGUCCGCGCCAUGCUGCACGUCAGCCACCCCGCCGUGAGGAGGACAGCCGUGUCCCUGCUCAGGAACCUGUCCCGAAACGCCUCCCUCCAAAACGACAUAGCCAGAGAAGUCCUGCCUGACCUCGUGUCAGUGCUGCCCGAGAGCAUGCCAGGCUCUGAGGUGGCCUGUGAAACCACAGCAUCCAUCUGCUACACCCUGUUCAACCUGACCCAGGGCAGCUCGCACAACGCCCGGCUGCUCCUCAGCACCCACGGCCUGCCCAAGCUCAUUGCCAUCAGCAUCAAUGACAGCAAUAUGUUCAGCAAAGCCAGCAGGGCUGCUUCAGUCCUCCUCUACUCCCUAUGGUUACACACCGAUCUCCACAGCGCCUACAAAAAGGCUGACUUCAAGAAGGCAGAUUUCAUCAACAGCCGGACCACAAAAGCCUACAACUCACUGAGAGAUUGAAUCAGAGCAUUACACCAGGGAAAACAAGCUCAUACAGCAGCCACUGCAACCAUCUUCACAGGGCUGGUGUCACCAUCAUGACCCACAAAGUACCUCAGAAAAAAAGGAGCUGAUUUUCUAUAAAGACAUGAGUGGCCAGAGAGUAGUUUUUUUGAGUUUUUAAUCCUUAUCACCUCGUUGUCACUGACAACAUCAAUUCCAGUAUAUCAACAUCAAUACGAAUGUCAAUACAAGAAUAAUCAAAGAUGGAUUCUCCAGCAUGUCUGAGGUGAAGUUUCAUCCAGGUUUACCACGAGUCAAAGCUCCAGAUGACUGCCUUUGUUCUAAACAGAGGACUUUGAAAUGCUGGUGGGCAGAAAAUUCUUUUCAGACUGUUUUAUACCAAAAGUUUUCUACAGUGGGUAAGCAUCAAGUGCACUGCUCAGAAUUUAGUAGAUUUUCACUCUUUUGUUUCUUCACACAGCUGAAUAAGAAUCUCCAGACUCUAUGAGUAUGCACAAGAAGCUGUUUCACUACAUGAAUUAUAAAAGCACCAAUGAAGUUUAAAUUACUAUUUUUGUACUGCUUGUUUUCAUGGGCCCACUGGUUCUUAAGCCUCUUUCCUCUGAGAUUUCAUCAGCAACAGCAGCAAAACUGAUUUUACAUAGAUCUUACCAUCCCUUGCUCCUCUCAUCCUCCCUCACAUGGCUGUUGCAUUUUACAACCGUGUCCAGAAAGGAUUUUAACUAGAAACCACUAGGUUUAAGGCACUGUGUUUCAGACACUUUGAGCUGAACUUAAUCUCAUCAUUCUUUGCUAGUUGGUGGAGAAAUUAUUUGUGGGUGUUUCAGUGAUUAUUUUAAGAAAAUUGCAAUUUCAAAACAAUUCUGUUGAUAAUCUAUAUAUAAUAAGGGGAGUGGAGUCUUGCCUUUAUAUUUGAAGUAACAGACACACACAAGAGGGUGGGCUCUGUGCUGAUUGAGGAAUUAAUCUGAUCCUGCUUCAUAUUCUCUUACUUGAAAUGAUCAUCCUCCCUACAGCAAUUACAUGCAAUGUGAUAACUUUGGGACUGUGCCUGCACAAGUGGGAAUAGGUAAUAGGAGGGGAAAAAAAUUCCUGAGGACCUGAAGGCUCAGGUUUUCAUUAUAUGAUGCUCAAGAUGGUAAAGAAGCACUUAAAAAACCCCACCUGCUACAUUUAGUAAGUCAGAUUUUUCUCAAAAAAAACCCCGCAAACCCAGGGGUUAGACUGUCCAUUAAACCAGCAAGAAAUUCUUAUAUAAAUACUGGGUUAUCAGCAGAUGUGAGCUGGCAUUCUCUGAAAUCAGGGGAAGUGAGCUACCUUUAUGGCAAUGGAUAUUUUGUGUAUUUACAAGCCCUGCUACUCCAACAGAGCCCAUCCUGUGCCCUCACUGCUGAACAGCUGCUCUUGUCCAGAAGGAGAUGCAACAUCCUUGGAGUAGGGACCUCACAGGGGAGGUCACCAGCCCUCUUCAUUUCAACACUCCUGGCUAAAGGUCUGGCUCCUAUCAGAAAUUUAGAACCAGUGGGUUCUACCAUUGCACCAUGUCCAAACAUAUUUCUGGAUAUCUGGGAGCUAAAUUCUGCUGGCAGAUGCCCACAGUUCUCCAAGGAGUCCCAGAAAGUCCCACACGUGCACACAGGACAGAAUGUGCCCCAGGGAGGGAAGCAAACAACACUGCCUUCCUGUCACUGAUCAUUUUCAGAGGGCUGUUACUCCUCCACAUUUGCUUCGAAUAACUCAAAUCAAAUGCACUCCAGUAGGAGGUUUUAAAAAUACUAUUAUUUUUUGUAGGAUGUCAUAUUCAAAAUACUGCAGGUCCAAAAACAACACCGGGAAAGGGAACUUACAGCACCGCAUGUUGAGGGAAUUGUUUUUAUAACUUUUUCAAAUAUGAUAGAAAACAGACAAUUAAAAUCCAGCUUUCUCUUCUAACUUGUUAACCCAAGUAACUCUGCUUGUGCCAUGAAAGAAUGAAUACCAACAAACCUGGACAAGUCUCCUUUUAUUGCCCAAAAAAAGUGGUAGGCAAAAUUAAUACAGAAAGGGUAAACCUGAAUACAAAGUAGCAUAGGAAUGAAGAAUUGCAGUGUAAAAGAUCAUUUUUAGAAAUGCUCAUGCAUUUAUUUUUAUUAAACUCACAUGCUAUUUAAGAAACAAAACAAGCAAUGGUGUUGGGUACUUUUAAAUAUAUGUGUACCUCUCAGUAAGAUGUCCUUAAAAAGGAAAUACAGAGUUUUUGGGUUGUUUACAUUGAUGCAGUGAUUUAAAAGGUUUUGUUUUCAAUCAAAAUGAAUCUAUGAUAGUGCCCCUUUAAAAUCAAAGCAGUGUUCAAAAGUCACAAAGAAUUAUCUCAGACCUGGCAGCAACACAAGAAACAUGAGACACGCCUUAUUACAACUGAUCUCCUACUUGUAUGCAAUCAAAAACAUUUCAGCAGGACUCCAAAGAAAACAAAGCAGAGAAAUAAUAAAGUGCUCUCUCUAAUGCAAAAAA
This is a messenger RNA of Passer montanus (Eurasian tree sparrow), 5103 nucleotides long. RefSeq names its product plakophilin 2 (gene PKP2). Gene Ontology annotation, cellular component: plasma membrane; cytoplasm; intermediate filament. Gene Ontology annotation, molecular function: intermediate filament binding; molecular adaptor activity; cadherin binding. The coding region runs from base 115 to 2607 and encodes 830 amino acids. The record is from RefSeq and is a predicted model, not a curated record. Gene Ontology annotation, biological process: heart development; intermediate filament bundle assembly; cell-cell adhesion. Lineage: Eukaryota; Metazoa; Chordata; Aves; Passeriformes; Passeridae. The transcript is spliced from 13 exons.